AUGAGUGAGACCUUAAGUCAGGAUCCGGAUGGGCUAGGGGCUGCUUACACGACCCUAGCUCCAUCGUAUCCACCCACUCCUGCAACACCGAGUUCCACUGUGCAAGAAGGUCCUCCGGGCGCGAAUCUACCUCCAUUUUCUACGUUCUCGGCGGACAUGGACUCAGGCGGAGCGUUUAGUUCGAUGUCUGAUCGAUUGUUUAGUGAUACUCGUCUGUUAGACAUAUCAAAUUGGGACUAUUAUACGGAAACAAGACUUUUAGACCGUGGUGAUAAUGCUUUGUCGAUCAUCACCUCGCAACCUCAAUACCGUCCGUGGGAAUCGAAACCGGUUGAUGCUUCCACAUCUACGUUUUCGGCCACCACACCGGUUAACACGUUAGCUGACGCCUUUUCUCAACAGAAUGGCGCCUCUAAGUUACCCUCAUUCCAGUCCCAAUUCCAAAGCUUCAGUGAUUCCGUUACCACCACAGAACCGACCUUAACCACACUUACCAAUCUAACGCCGGUUUCGCCAAACUCUUCUAGUCCACAAAGUCACAGUUUAACGACGUUAAACUCUAAUUUCCACACCCUAAGUGCUGUUAAUGUUAACCCAAGAAACUAUCCCUUAGUACCUGCUCCUAUUCAAGCAAGGGAAAUACCUUCUAUUCAACAACAGUUUCUUGACGAGAGACACAUACAGUUAUACUCUCAUCCUCCUACUAAUAUAGCCAUAAACAAUACGAUACACCCAACAUUUUUAAAUAGUCAAAACGGUGCCAUUAUUCAAAAUAACCAGUUGAUCUCAUCUCCGACUGUAGUGACAGUAUUAAAGUCUGAGCCAGACUUAAAGCUAACGACCUUACACCAAGAUUCCUUAAAACUCCAAAACGUUGGCCUCCACCCUACACAAUUCCAAAAUCCCAUGGCCCAAAUCCACAAUACCGACGGCAAUAUUUACAACGGCGUCGAGAAAAAAAUUAACGGGAACAUGACUUCGCCCACUAGAAACGAUUUCCGUAAAAAAGAACGAAGGAAAAUUCGGGCAUCUAGUCUCGAAAGUUCGGUGGACAGUGACGGAGCUUCCAGUAAUAUGGACAUGGGGUCGGAAAACUCGGGACAGGUAGCCGCCAUUUCCAGUACGGCCGGUUUUAAAACCCACCAAAUGCACGUUAACAGUUCGGUGGACAUGGAUACGGACAUUAGUGGUGGAAGCGUUGAUAAGCAGGUGAAGAAGAAGCGAAAACGGUGCGGUGAAUGUAUCGGAUGCCAAAGAAAAGAUAAUUGUGGUGAUUGUGCCCCUUGUAGGAACGACAAAAGCCAUCAGAUAUGCAAACAAAGACGGUGUGAAAAAUUGACGGAGAAAAAGGUCAGUGAAAAGUUUUAUAAAUUUGGAUAG
Molecule: messenger RNA, 1380 nt
Organism: Diabrotica balteata
Lineage: Eukaryota; Metazoa; Arthropoda; Insecta; Coleoptera; Chrysomelidae
Source: the annotation of a GenBank genome assembly